This is a messenger RNA of Ostrea edulis (European flat oyster), 2067 nucleotides long. RefSeq names its product sodium/nucleoside cotransporter 2-like. Gene Ontology annotation, biological process: nucleoside transmembrane transport. Gene Ontology annotation, cellular component: membrane. The transcript is spliced from 11 exons. The coding region runs from base 93 to 1784 and encodes 563 amino acids. Gene Ontology annotation, molecular function: nucleoside:sodium symporter activity. Lineage: Eukaryota; Metazoa; Mollusca; Bivalvia; Ostreida; Ostreidae. The record is from RefSeq and is a predicted model, not a curated record.
AAACGUUGUCUAGUUUCAAAUGUUAUUAAAAUGUCACUCAUGUACAUUUGACCUUCGGUGGUUUGCUAAACAACCAAGGCAUUUAAAACACGAUGGAAAUGAUCGCUACUGACGGCGACGUAGAGAUGACGUCAUUUUCCCUAGAAUCAGAAGACAGAACACAUCCCAUACAGAGAAAGAUUAAGAUGAUCAUGAAGAAUUUGUUUACAGUUUUAUUGGUAGUGGCCUACGUCAUAUACUUCUCCUUCUCCAUGGUGAUGAAUUUUGAGAAGGCUAUUCCACUUCUGUGUGUGACUGCGUUUCUAUGUUUCUGCCUUGGAUAUUCAUUUGUGAAGAAAAGAUUCGGAGCUCGAAUGUCAGAAAUCGUGAGAAAAUGUACAAAAGGGAAAACAUUCUCUAUUUCCAACUCAAGAAAACUCAGUAUACUUGUAUAUGGUGGGACAGCGCUAACACUGACUGGAAUCAUUGUCAUAAUCAAUCUAUCCACACCCAGAAACCUUGUUUCCCUCGCUGGGAUUUUGGCGCUGUUGCUGCUAAGUUGGCUUAUCUCCUACCACAAAACGAAGAUUGAUCCCCGACCUGUCGUGUGGGGCCUGACGCUGCAGUUCCUUCUUGGACUGUUCGUACUUAGGACCAGCAUUGGGCAGACGACGUUUUCUUUUCUUGGGAAACAAGUCGAGAAUUUUUUAAGUCACGUCAUUGGUGGAGUGGAGUUUGUUUUUGGCGAAAACUACAAAGAUUUUGAAUUUGCUUUCAAGCUGAUGCCAACUGUAAUAUUUGUGAAUGCUGUGGUAUCCAUUUUGUAUCACUUUGGGGUAAUGCAGGCCGUCAUUGAGAAAUUGGCGGUUGUAAUGUACUACACAAUGGGGACGUCUUCCGCAGAAACAAUGUGCACCGCAUCCAGUAUCUUCCUCGGGCAGCCAGAAGCUUCUUUCACCAUACGUCCAUAUCUGGAGAAGAUGACACAUUCUGAACUGCAUGCCAUUAUGACGGCAGGAUUUGCUAGUGUUACCGCUGACGUUUUCGGAUUAUUCGUUAUUUACGGAAUUUCGUCGAAACACAUCCUCACUGCAGUUUUGAUGUCGGCACCAGCUGGACUGGCUGUAUCCAAAAUAAUAUACCCUGAAGUUGAUGAACCGGAAACAAGAGACCUCUCAAAGUUGAGAGAAUUUAAGAGCUGCAGAGAAACUGCCAAUGUGGUCGAUGCGGCUGCUAAAGGAGCUACGGAAGCCAUCUAUGUGGUGUUUGCGGUGGUCGCCAGUCUGAUUGCCUUUCUCAGCAUACUACACUUCAUGAACGCCGUCAUUGCAUACCUUGGAAGUCUAGUGGAUAUCCAAGGUCUUUCACUUGGUGUGAUUGUGUCCUUUGUUCUGAUUCCUUUUGUCUUUCUGAUGGGUGUUCCGUGGUCGGACUGUCGUGUUAUUGGGGAGGUGGUGGGACUAAAAACCAUCAUCAAUGAAUUUGUGGGGUAUGAGAGACUUGGUACAUACAUCAAGGCCAACAGAGUGUCGAGGAGAGCAGAGACAAUAGCAACAUACGCACUUUGUGGUUUUUCUAACCCAACAACUAUUGGCAUCACCUUAUCCGGGCUUGGUGUACUUAUUCCUUCGCGUAAGGAUGUUUUGGCAAAAUUAGUCGUGACGUCAUGGAUUGCUGGCAGCUUCGCCUGCUUCCUCACGGCUUGCUUUGCAGGGCUGAUGUACACGGAGGAGAUAGAAAAUAUCCAUUACUCUCUACCAUCCAAUAUCACUCUGAAUAUGACGACGACAUCUCCAGUUUUGUGAAGAAAUCCCAGAUCAGAAUAAUACAUUUUAAAGGGUUUUAAUUCAUUAUUAUCAUUACAAUCACAUGUAUAUUUCAUGAAUCUGGUACAUAUAUGUAUCAUUAAAGUUUUGUGAGAUUGACGAUGAUACAGCGAUUCUGAUUGGUGGAAAAUCUAGCAAAAAAGUCACGCUAUUGCUCGAAACGCCGUUUUGAAAAUUUUAACGCAUACCAUGGGAUUCGUAACUUUUCAUCUGAUGAAAUAUUAAAUAUUGUUCUAAAAAUCAAUAAAUUAGAAAUAGAUAA